Messenger RNA from Durio zibethinus, 945 nucleotides. The record is from RefSeq and is a predicted model, not a curated record. NCBI's taxonomy places the organism in Eukaryota, Viridiplantae, Streptophyta, Magnoliopsida, Malvales, Malvaceae.
AUGUAUGCAAGUGAAUAUGCAAAGUAUGUGCAAGAAUUUCAAUUAAGUGGGAUUUUGCUGGCUGUAGGGUGGUUAGUUGGUAGCUGUAGGGUGGCUGGCAGGAAGCUGGUCGGGGGGGUUGGUUGGGUUGCUGAGAAGGAGUUGGUCAAGGAGUUGGUCGAGUUAGGCCAAGGAGGAUUUGGCAGUGCAUACAAAGGUAAAUUACCUAAUGGUUGUCUAGUGGCAAUGAAAGUCCUGAGUGAAUCCAAGGGGAAUGGAGAGGAAUUUAUGAAUGAAGUGGCUAGCAUUAGUAGAACUUCUUAUGUCAAUAUAGUGACUCUACUUGGUUUUUGUUCUGAGAAAUCAAAAAGAGCUUUGGUUUAUGAAUUUAUGCCCAAUGGAUCAUUGGAUAAGUUCAUAUAUAGGCAAGGAUCUCACAGACGUUGUACCACAAGGAUCUUCCACUUUCACAUAAAAUCUCACAAUAUCCUUUUAGAUGAGAGCUUCUGUCCAAAGAUCUCCGAUUUUGGUCUGUCUAAAUUGUGCAAAAGGAAAGAGAGUACGGUUUCAAUGAAUGGAGCUAGAGGGACAGCCGGAUAUAUUGCUCCAGAAGUGUUUUCUCCAAACUUUGGAGGAGCUUCUCAUAAAUCUCAUGUCUAUAGCUAUGGAAUGAUGGUGAUGGAAAUGGUUGGAGGAAGAAAAAAUAUCGAUCAUCUUGACCAGGAUAUGAAUUUGAGUCUUGAUGGAGUAACAGCUGAGGAGGAAGAAGAAAUAACGCGGAAGCUGAUUGUAGUGAGCCUUUGGUGCAUUCAAUCUGAUCCAACAGCUCGAUCAUCAAUGACCAAGGUUGCUCCAUCCUUGCAAGGGAACCUUCAAUCAUUGGAAAUUCCACCUAGACCUUUUGUAUCUUCUCCAAUUAGAUCCCCUAAAACUGAUUCCACAACACAUACAUGGUCCUUGAUGUAG